ACCAGGUGCCGAGGACACCUGGGACGUCCAGGUCAGAAGCACAGACAGGAACAGAGCAUCGACUUCACAUGACUGACAGUUUCCUGGACCCAAGUCUCCACCCUGGUCCCAGGGCUGGUCCUUGUACCAGCUCUGGGCCCAGUCCUGGUCCUGGUCUUGGUUGCGGUGCUGGUCCCGGUGCUGGUCCUGGUCCCGGUGCUGCUCCUGGUCCUGGUGUUGAUCCUGGUCUCAGUCCCGGUCCUAGUCCCGGUCUUGGUUGCGGUGCUGGUGCUGGUUCUGUUGGCUUGUCCUGCCAGGCCGAGCUCAGUCCAGACCAGCAGAGUCUGUCAACCAUCGAGUCCCGAGCUCUGCAAGAGGCUCCGCCCCCUGAGGAGGCUCCGCCCCCUGAGGAGGCUCCGCCCCCUGAGGAGGAGGAGGGUCUGAAUGACUUUCAGAGGAAGAUGAAGAACGAGCAUCACCAGGCGCUGAGAAACAGCAGCAGUGGCUGUGUUCUGCUGGAGCGACACCGCAGGAAACGCAUCACUCAGAGCUGCAGCCGGCUGCGACAGCUGCUACCCACAAUCCCUGGCGGCCGCGUUGACAUGGUAACGGUGCUGGAGAUGACUGUGGCUUUCCUUGAGACAGUUCAGGAAGUAGUCCCGGCCCAGGACCACGAAACACAGCUGUGGCCUCCUGCUGAGCUUCAUGGUGAUUGGCUGCUGCAGAGUCAGGCGACCAGGAAGCUGGGACACAAGAUGGCCGCCAAGCUGAAGAGAAAACAGCAACUGAUGUGACAUCACGCUGCACAUCACCCAGCCUGUCUGUCUGCCUGUCUGUCUGCCUGUCUGCCUGCCUGUCUGUCUGCCUGUCUGUCUGUCUCUCUGAUGCCCUCAGUAAAGCGUUCCCUGACAGUCUCUGUCUGUCUGCCUGUCUGUCUGUCUGUCUGCCUGCCUGUCUGUCUGCCUGUCUGUCUGUCUGUCUGUCUGCCUGCCUGCCUGCCUGCCUGUCUGCCUGUCUGUCUGUCUGCCUGUCUGUCUGCCUGUCUGUCUGUCUCUCUGAUGCCCUCAGUAAAGCGUUCCCUGACAGUCUGUGUGUCUGUCUGCCUGUCUGUCUCUCUGAUGCCCUCAGUAAAGCGUUCCCUGACAGUCUGUCUGUCUGUCUGCCUGUCUGUCUGUCUGUCUGUCUGACAGUCUGUCUGCCUGUCUGUCUCUCUGAUGCCCUCAGUAAAGCGUUCCCUGACAGUCUGUCUGUCUGUCUGCCUGUCUGUCUGUCUGUCUGUCUGACGUCUGUCUGCCUGUCUGUCUCUCUGAUGCCCUCAGUAAAGCGUUCCCUGACAGUCUGUCUGUCUGUCUGCCUGUCUGUCUCUCUGAUGCCCUCAGUAAAGCGUUCCCUGACAGUG
This is a messenger RNA of Myripristis murdjan (pinecone soldierfish), 1378 nucleotides long. RefSeq names its product splicing factor, proline- and glutamine-rich-like. Gene Ontology annotation, molecular function: DNA-binding transcription factor activity, RNA polymerase II-specific; protein dimerization activity; RNA polymerase II cis-regulatory region sequence-specific DNA binding. Gene Ontology annotation, biological process: spermatogenesis; regulation of DNA-templated transcription. The transcript has 4 exons. Bases 69 to 773 code for a protein of 234 amino acids. Lineage: Eukaryota; Metazoa; Chordata; Actinopteri; Holocentriformes; Holocentridae. Gene Ontology annotation, cellular component: nucleus. The record is from RefSeq and is a predicted model, not a curated record.